This is a messenger RNA of Diplodia corticola, 1215 nucleotides long. RefSeq names its product queuine trna-ribosyltransferase. NCBI's taxonomy places the organism in Eukaryota, Fungi, Ascomycota, Dothideomycetes, Botryosphaeriales, Botryosphaeriaceae. The transcript is spliced from 10 exons. Bases 1 to 1215 code for a protein of 404 amino acids. Gene Ontology annotation, cellular component: cytosol. The record is from RefSeq and is a predicted model, not a curated record. Gene Ontology annotation, molecular function: tRNA-guanosine(34) queuine transglycosylase activity.
AUGGCUCGCAAACCUACACCCUCGGCGCUCACGUUCGAGCUUGUCGCAAAAUGCUCGACCACCAGAGCCCGCGCCGCCACGCUGUCACUUCCUCAUGGACCCGUCCAGCUACCUCUGUUUAUGCCUGUCGGCACGCAGGCCAGCCUGAAGGGAUUGACUCCUGAACAGCUGGAGGACACCGGCUGUCGCUUAUGCCUGAACAAUACGUACCACCUUGGCCUCAAGCCCGGACAGUCGACCCUGGACACCAUUGGAGGCGCGCACAAACUGCAGUCAUGGCCCUACAACAUUCUGACAGACAGUGGCGGGUUCCAGAUGGUCUCGCUGCUCAAGCUCGCUAAGGUUACCGAGGAGGGUGUGAGGUUCCUCAGCCCCCAUGACGGCGCACCAAUGCUGCUCACCCCCGAGCACUCAAUGUCCCUGCAGAACAGCAUCGGCUCCGACAUUAUGAUGCAGCUCGACGAUGUCAUCGCCACGACUUCUCCUGACCACGCGCGCAUCAAGGAAGCCAUGGAGCGCUCGGUGAGGUGGUUGGAUCGCUGCAUUAAAGCGCACAAGAAACCCGAGACGCAGAACUUGUUCUGCAUUAUCCAGGGCGGGCUCGACCUCGACCUCCGCAGAAAGUGCUGUGAGGAGAUGGUGGCGAGAGAUACCCCUGGCAUUGCCAUUGGCGGCCUUUCGGGCGGCGAAGCGAAGGAGUCGUAUUGCCAGGUGGUCAAGACAUGCGCAGAGCUGCUUCCGGAGAAGAAGCCACGAUACGUCAUGGGCGUGGGGUAUCCUGAAGAUCUCGUGGUCUCGGUCGCUCUCGGCACAGACAUGUUCGAUUGCGUGUGGCCCACUAGGACCGCGCGCUUCGGAAACGCCAUCACGGCGGCGGGGAUGCUGGCGCUGCGGCACGCGUCGUACGCAAACGACUUCACGCCGAUCGAGGAGGGCUGCAGGUGCACGUGCUGCCGGCCGGUGGGCGACGGCGGGCUGGGCAUCACGAAGGCGUAUGUCCAUCAUCUCGCGGCAAAGGAGACGGCGGGCGCGCACCUCCUUACGAUGCAUAAUGUGCACUACCAGCUCGCGCUGAUGCGGUCGGUGCGCUCGGCAAUCAUCGAAGAUCGCUUCCCUGAUUUCGUGCGCGACUUCUUUAAUAAACGCUACCCGCGCAGCGACUACCCCCCGUGGGCCGUCGACGCGCUCGCCGGCGUGGGCGUCCAGCUUUCGUAG